Colletotrichum higginsianum IMI 349063 is the source of this 1755-nucleotide messenger RNA. RefSeq names its product major facilitator superfamily transporter. Lineage: Eukaryota; Fungi; Ascomycota; Sordariomycetes; Glomerellales; Glomerellaceae. The transcript is spliced from 4 exons. Bases 1 to 1755 code for a protein of 584 amino acids. Gene Ontology annotation, biological process: transmembrane transport. Gene Ontology annotation, cellular component: membrane. Gene Ontology annotation, molecular function: transmembrane transporter activity. The record is from RefSeq and is a predicted model, not a curated record.
AUGCCGGCCCCCAAAGACGACGUAAUCGUCACCCGCGUCGACCGCGACGUCCACAACAAACCCGUGAACGAAGCAACAGAGACAACAUCACUGCUGAGCGCAGGCGCCCCGGACGGUGAUGGCUCCUGCGCAGAUACAUGGCCGGGCUAUGCCGACUUCGAAGGCUUGCCGUGGUGGAGGACACCAUCUGUCUAUUGGCUCCUCGUUCCGUAUGCCCUCUUUACACUGGCCUUUGGAGGCUCCUUGGUGCCGAAGCUGAACCUUAUCAUCGACUUGGUCUGCCAGCGGCAUUUCGCUGAUCAGACAGUCCUCGACCCGGCUUUUGCUUAUACUCCCGUGUUCAUCGGCGCCGAAAAUCCGCAGUGCCUCAUCAAGGAAGUGAAGAAGCGUGUCUCUAUGUUCACCCUGGCCAUCAACCUCACCACCGGAAUCCUAUCCGCCGUCACCGCUCCGAAGCUGGGCCAGCUCUCGGACCGAUAUGGCCGCAGGAAGCUCCUCGCCCUGGCCUCCUGUGGCGGCGUUGUGGCCGAGAUCAUCGUCAUCCUGUGCGCGAACUUCCCUUGGACAUUCCACUACAACUGGCUUCUCCUCGGCGCCGUAGCCGACGGGCUUACGGGUUCUUUCACCGCCGGUAGCGUCCUCGUCAACUCGUACACGAGCGACUGCACCCCGCCAUCUCAGCGCGGCGUCCGCAUCGGCUACCUCCACGCCUGCCUCUUCACCGGUCUGGCCUUCGGGCCCCUCUUGACGGGCUACUUCGUCGCCUGGACCGGCAGUCUCCUCUCGGUUUUUUACGUCACGCUAGGAUGUCACGUCUUCUUCAUUCUCUUUGUUGGCUUCGCCAUCCCCGAGUCGCUCAGCGUCAAGCGCCAAAUCCGCGCUCGCAACAAGUACGAUCAGGAGCAAGAGGUCCUGGCCAAGGGUGCAUGGGAGACUAUCAAGGCCGCGAACCCGCUGGCCCCCCUCAGGAUUCUCUGGCCUACGGGCCAGGGCAGCUCGUCGCGGCUGCGCCUCAACAUCCUCGCCCUCUCCUUCACCGACAUGAUCCUCCUCGGGGCCGCCAUGAGCGCCGGCACCGUCAUCCUGCUAUACUCCGAGUCUCCGGAGACUUGGGGUUGGGGUAAUCUUGAGAGCUCGCGCUUCAUCUCGGCAGUGUCCAUGGUCCGCGUCGUGGCCCUUCUUGUCGUCCUCCCCCUCAUCAACUACGUCUUCCGCGUGAGGCCCGCCGCCUACCGGAGGAGGGUCUCGGGCGUCUCCAUCGUCGAGGCGAACAACGGCGCCGACACGGUCGACUGCUGGAUCCUGCGCUUCGCACUGUUGUCCGACGUCAUCGGCUCACUGGGUUACCUCUUCGCCAGGAAUGAGUCCGUCUUUGUGCUGUCCGGCAUGGUCACCGCCUUUGGCGGACUCGGCAGUGCCACCAUUCAAGCCGCCAUCACAAAACAUGUCCCGGCCGACCAGGUCGGGCAGCUUCUGGGGGCCAUCGGCGUCUUACACGCCCUCUCGAGGGUGCUGGGCCCCAUUGCAUUUAACACUCUUUACUACUCGACUGUCGGCGUGUUUGACCAGGCCAUCUUCGUCCUCCUCGCGUCCUUGUUUAGCUUGGCCUUGCUGGCCAGCUUCAUGGUGCGGCCCGGUGUGUAUCUCGAGGAGGUGUACACGCCUGUGCCUACGUCGGAGUCACAGCCCAGCUCCUACUCCAACUCCGAAGCGCUGGAGGUGUUGACGGAAGAGGAGAUGAUACCCAACAACUAA